Molecule: messenger RNA, 313 nt
Organism: Sipha flava (yellow sugarcane aphid)
Lineage: Eukaryota; Metazoa; Arthropoda; Insecta; Hemiptera; Aphididae
Product: histone H4-like
Exons: 1
Biological process (GO): nucleosome assembly
Molecular function (GO): protein heterodimerization activity; DNA binding; structural constituent of chromatin
Source: RefSeq, a predicted model, not a curated record
CGCAAGGUACUCCGUGACAACAUCCAGGGAAUUACCAAGCCGGCCAUUCGUCGGUUAGCCCGCCGUGGAGGUGUCAAGCGUAUUUCUGGUCUCAUCUACGAGGAAACCCGUGGCGUGUUGAAGGUGUUUUUGGAAAACGUCAUCCGUGACGCCGUCACCUAUACCGAACACGCCAAGAGAAAGACGGUAACCGCAAUGGACGUUGUCUACGCUUUGAAACGUCAAGGACGUACCCUGUACGGUUUCGGAGGAUAAAUCUUCUCGUUUGUCUUGCAAAUUGUUCUUAAUCUACAAAAAAAAAGGCCCUUUUCAG